Vitis riparia (riverbank grape) is the source of this 558-nucleotide messenger RNA. RefSeq names its product 11 kDa late embryogenesis abundant protein-like. The coding region runs from base 56 to 451 and encodes 131 amino acids. Gene Ontology annotation, biological process: embryo development ending in seed dormancy. Lineage: Eukaryota; Viridiplantae; Streptophyta; Magnoliopsida; Vitales; Vitaceae. The record is from RefSeq and is a predicted model, not a curated record. The transcript is spliced from 2 exons.
UUAAUCUGUAUGUGUGAAGUGAAGAAGAAAGGAGAAGAAGAGAAAAAAAGCAAAGAUGCAGGCAGGGAAGGGUGCAGCGGAGGCCAUGAAGGAGAAAGCCAGCAAUGUUGCGGCCUCUGCCAGAGCUGGCAUGGAGAAAACCAAGGCCACUGCUCAAGAAAAGAAGGAGAGGAUGACGGCGCAUGAUCCAAUGGAGAAGGAAAUAGCAACCGAGAAGAAGGACGUGCUGAAGACACAGGCGGAGAUGGACAAGCAGAUGGCUCAGGAACACAAUGCAGCUGCAAGGGAAGCCGCAGCCACUGGUGGCCAAGGCAGAGUGCCGUUGCACACCACUGGGGGGGCAACUGGCAUUCACCACCCAGGCUAUGGGACAGGUGGCACCGACGCCACCGGUGGCGCCGCCACCAGGGACAUUAACUAUGGCGGAACCACCAAUGGAAGUGGGAUCUAGAGUUGUUUAAUUUGCGUGUUUGGUGGUUUUAAUUUUAGUUGUGUGAAGUGUCUCAGUGUAAUGCUUUCGCUUUGAAUUGAAUAAAAACACCUAGUACUUAUCCACUA